GUGUCGUUUCUUCUUUCAUUUUGAUUUUUCAUCGGUGUCGUUCGGAGUGAAUUUUACUGUGGCAUUUAAAAAAUUUAAAAGUAUAUAAAGCGUUUUGAAUUAAAGGAAACAUUUUUGGUGUAUCCAUCGAUACAACACUGUAGAAAAUGUUUGUUUUAUACGAAACGCCGGCGGGCUACGCUAUAUUUAAAUUAUUGGACGAAAAGAAACUUUCAGAAGUAGAUAACCUAUAUUUGGAAUUUCAAACACCGGAAAAAGCCAAUAAAUUAUUGAAGUUGAAACAUUUUGAAAAAUUCAAUGAUACGACGGAAGCUUUGGCAGCAGCUACAGCUGCAGUGGAGGGCAAAAUGUCUAAACCCCUUAAAAAAACAUUGAAAAAAUUGUUCGGCGACGAAGUGCAAUCAUCAUUAUUGGUCGCUGAUGCGAAAUUGGGUAAUGCCAUUAAAGAUAAAUUAGCUGUGCCAUGUGUCUAUAACACUGGAGUUCAAGAAUUGAUGCGUUGCAUACGUCAACAGGCGGAUAGUUUGCUGAGUGGUCUACCAAAACGGGAGAUGACAGCCAUGGCGCUAGGCUUAGCGCACUCUUUGUCUCGCUAUAAAUUGAAAUUUUCUCCUGAUAAAAUCGACACAAUGAUUGUGCAAGCUCAAUGUCUGCUCGACGAUUUGGAUAAGGAGUUAAAUAAUUAUAUGAUGCGUGCACGUGAGUGGUACGGCUGGCAUUUUCCAGAACUUGGAAAGCUUAUUACUGACAAUAUAGCAUUCGUAAAAACUAUUAAAUUAGUGGGCACACGCGAAAAUAUGGCUCAUUCAGAUCUGUCUGAUAUUUUGCCAGAGGAAGUGGAAGAGAAAGUAAAGGAAGCUGCCGAAAUUUCUAUGGGGACUGAAAUAUCUGAAGAAGAUAUUAUGAAUAUUCAAUGCUUAUGCGAUGAAAUUCUUUCGAUUGACGAAUAUAGAACACAUCUGUAUGACUACUUAAAAACGCGAAUGAUGGCUAUGGCACCUAAUUUAACAGUUCUUGUGGGCGAGACUGUGGGGGCGCGUUUAAUUGCGCAUGCUGGAUCGCUUAUUAAUCUGGCCAAACAUCCAUCUUCCACUGUACAAAUUUUGGGUGCGGAAAAAGCAUUAUUCCGUGCAUUGAAAACUAAAAAAGAUACACCAAAAUACGGUUUAAUAUUCCACGCUCAAUUGGUGGGACAGGCCAGUUUGAAAAAUAAAGGUAAAAUGUCCAGAUCACUGGCUGCAAAGGCGUCGCUGGCCACACGUGUUGACGCUUUUGGGGAAGAGGCAAGUUGUGAACUUGGGGCAACACAUAAAGUAAAACUAGAAGCUCGACUGCGAUUGCUGGAAGAAGGCAACAUUCGAAAACUGUCCGGUACUGGAAAAGCUAAAGCUAAAUUCGAAAAAUAUCAAGCUAAAAGCGAGGUGUUUACUUAUCAGCCUGAAGCCGACAGUACAUUGUCUGUCAAAAAACGUAAGCAUUCGGAAUCAUCACCUGCCGAAAAUAAAGAUGAACCAAUAGCAGAAGCUGAUGAAGUAACUAAAGAUGAAGAAACGAGUGGAGUAGAAAAGAAAAAGAAAAAGAAGAAGAAGAAUAAGCAUCAAGAUGAAGAGCAAACAGAGGCUCCACCUGCAAAAAAGAAAGCUAAAAAUAAGGAGCCGGACUCUGAUUAGCUUUUUUAAUUUUAGUGCUAUAUUUUAGGUUUAAUAUUUAGAUGUACAAAGUGUUUGUUUAUAAGCAUACAUAUGUAAGUACAUAUUAUUAUACUUUUGAUGAGUAAUUGUAGCUAUACAAUAAAAUGUAUUUUACUUGAUUUUUUAAAAAAGUA
This is a messenger RNA of Zeugodacus cucurbitae (melon fly), 1825 nucleotides long. RefSeq names its product nucleolar protein 58 (gene nop5). The record is from RefSeq and is a predicted model, not a curated record. The transcript has 2 exons. Bases 147 to 1670 code for a protein of 507 amino acids. Gene Ontology annotation, molecular function: snoRNA binding. Lineage: Eukaryota; Metazoa; Arthropoda; Insecta; Diptera; Tephritidae. Gene Ontology annotation, cellular component: small-subunit processome; box C/D methylation guide snoRNP complex.